GAAUCCAAAAUGGGGAAAAAGGAGAAUGAAAAAGAUAAAGGGAAAUUACCAGAUCAAAAAAGAGCAUCGCAGAGCUCCAUUAAGGACCUGGCUAGUAGAUUGUCUCUGACGAAGAGGAGAUCAUUAUCAAAAGAAAAUGCAACUGAAAUGCAAUCAAUGCAAGGAAGAGAAAAGACCUCUGAUACAUCGCUAUCUGGUUCGUCUGAAGAUUCCCUCAUUUCCCAAACUGAUUCCGUCACUGCAAUACCUCCUCCUCCUCAAGACAACAAGCGGCCUUCAAAGCCAUUUCGAACUACACUUCUCAACUCGAAUGAGUUAGCUGCGUACCCCAGACAUUGGGGGUCGCUGGUCGCCAAAAAACCUGAAGAAGCCCAUCGUAGAUCUAGCGUCAUCAAGAUGGCAACAGGACUAGUUCAAACAGUGAUUCCUGAUGACAAGAUAGAUAUGCUUGCCGCAACAAGUGCCUUGCAGCAAGAGGCUAGUGAAAUCAGAUCCCAGAAAGUCAAUUGGCAAUCAUAUCUUCAAUCCCAGAUGAUUUCACAAGAGGACUGUACUUUUAUUGCUGCAUAUGAAAAUGCAGAUUCUGCAGGCCGUGAAGCACUUUUGAAAGAUAACCGUUCUCAGUGUGCAAAAACAUUCCUGAACUUGCUGGGACACAUAUCAAAGGAUCAAACUAUUCAGCAUAUUCUUGUAUUGAUUGAUGACAUGUUUCAGGAAGAACCUUCUCGAGUGGAAAUUUUCAGAGAGCAUGCUGCGCGAAAGAAGGAAUCUGUCUGGACACCCUUUUUGAAUUUACUGAAUCGUCCUGAUGGGUUCAUUCAAAAUAUGACAUCAAGGAUUAUUGCUAAGAUAGCAUGUUGGAGCAAAGAGCCUAUGGAUAGAUCUGACCUACACUUUUACUUAACAUGGCUGAAAGAUCAGUUAAAACAAACGAGUGACGCGUUAAAGGAAUUUGCCCUGAACGCUGCCAUGGAUAUACCUGAGUCUCCCACUUCAGAAUCUGAACCAUCUGGUGAAUCAUCUCCGCGCCAUGAAGAGCUCAUGGUUGUGAAUUACUUUUCAUCUCAGAACAACGAAUACAUGCAGUCAGUUGCAAGAUGUCUUCAGAUGAUGCUCAGAGUUGACGAGUAUCGCUUUGCUUUUGUGGCGGUGGAUGGAAUCUCCACAAUACUGACUAUUUUGCAAAGCCGCUUAAAUUUUCAAAUCCAGUACCAGUUGAUAUUCUGCCUGUGGGUUCUCACUUUCAAUCCACUUCUUGCUGAAAAGAUGAACAAGUUCAAUGUCAUUCCGAUUCUUGCAGACAUUCUUAGUGAUUCUGUCAAGGAAAAAGUAACUCGCAUUAUUCUGGCUGUCUUUAGGAACCUUAUUGAGAAGCCUGAAGACAACCAAGUAGCUAAGGAACAUUGUAUUGCCAUGGUGCAGUGCAAAGUGUUGAAACAGUUGAGUAUUCUCGAACAGAGGAAAUUUGAUGAUGAGGACAUUGUUGGUGAUAUUGAGUUUUUGGAUGAAAAGCUUCAGGCAUCUGUCCAGGAUCUCAGCUCAUUUGAUGAAUAUGCCACAGAAGUGAAAUCAGGUCGUUUGGAGUGGAGUCCAGUUCACAAAUCUGCCAAAUUCUGGCGUGAAAAUGCUGCAAAACUGAAUGAAAAGAACUAUGAACUUUUGCGUAUUCUGAUUCAUCUUCUUGAAACUAGCAAUGAUCCUCUGGUUCUGAGUGUUGCCAGUUAUGAUAUUGGAGAAUAUGUUCGCCACUAUCCCCGUGGCAAAAAUGUAAUAGAACAAUUGGGCGGUAAACAACUUGUGAUGCAGUUGCUGGGGCAUGAUGACCCCAACGUGCGAUAUGAAGCACUGUUGGCUGUGCAGAAACUUAUGGUGCACAACUGGUAUGUAUGGGAGUAUCUUGGCAAGCAACUGGAAAAAGAAUCGCAAACGCAAUCUACCCCAAAAUCAACUUCAGUCACCAGUGUAGCUAAAGCCUAGAGGUGUUUCAGAUUUUUUAGUUCUGAUAGUGAGUGGGUUGAAGGUGUUACUGGCAAGUUAGAUUUGUAAUGAUAAUUAUUGUUGUUUGUAAUUGUACAUUCUCUGAAGAUGUUAGUAGUGUCCAUGUUUUGUAGCAUAUGUAUAAAACAAAUAAUUUUGAGUGUCCUGAUGAAAUGAAAAAUAGAUAAACUGUGUUCCUUUGUAAAUUACUGUGUUGUCACGUCACACUUACUGUUGUUGACAUUCCAUUUUCUUGUACAUUUUUGUAAAAAUGCAUUUUACACAGUCAUUGGGAUUGAUUUGUUAUUUGUUCAAGAAGUUCCAAGCGUAAAUAUAUAUAGGGUGUAAAUGUCAUGGAAAGGUGCUUGUAAUCAUAUGUAUUAAAGAUAUUUCUCAGUAUUAUAUGA
Messenger RNA from Gryllus bimaculatus (two-spotted cricket), 2384 nucleotides. Lineage: Eukaryota; Metazoa; Arthropoda; Insecta; Orthoptera; Gryllidae. The record is from the annotation of a GenBank genome assembly.